Chlorocebus sabaeus (green monkey) is the source of this 1883-nucleotide messenger RNA. It is a transcript of the gene MRPL9, whose product is annotated as mitochondrial ribosomal protein L9. Gene Ontology annotation, molecular function: structural constituent of ribosome. Gene Ontology annotation, cellular component: ribosome. The record is from RefSeq and is a predicted model, not a curated record. Gene Ontology annotation, biological process: translation. Lineage: Eukaryota; Metazoa; Chordata; Mammalia; Primates; Cercopithecidae.
AAAGUGUAUUUAGCAGGAAGGAGGACUGGUCAGUAUGUUUAAGGGCCAGUCUUUCCAUAAUCUCUGCCAAACGGACCUUCUUUCAUCCAAUUUUUAUGGUCUUCUGUCCAAUACUGAGACCCUCCCCAGAGGGAACUGUCGGGGCCCUACCAUAGUUGCUUUUUUUCUAUGGCUUACAUAGCUUGUGAUUUAGAAUUCUCCUUUAUUAGCUUAAAUACUGCAGUGUAAUGAUUAAGGGUUAGGCUCCUCCUGGAGCUGGCAGAGUUUUCCAAGGGAUCCCAUCCUUUACUACUUUUAGGUAGAUUUGAAGUAAGGAAAAGUGAGAGCAUCAUUCAUUCUCCCGUCAGUAUCCAGUCAUCACAAAACGUCAGAAUUAAGUUACCCCAGCAACUAGAGCUAAAGCAAAGCCCACACUUUUAGAGGAAGAGCGUCUUUUCCGGCGUCAGUCCACCUAACACUCAUUCCAUUAUCAGUCAGUAAUUCUGGGCGUCCCUCCCCUCUGCCAAAAAGAAAAAAUAGGUAAGCCGCACUGCCAUCUGUCCCCCGGCCCGCUCCCCAUCCACCAGUUCAGCCCGGAUCAAAGCCGCCCCGGCGCGCCGCAGGCAGCCCUGGCGGGGGCCUUUCUGACGCCCGACGCCGGGGUCCUCCCUCAGGUCUCAUUCUGUGCCUGCGAACAUGGCGGCGCUCGUGGUAACAGGUCCGGGCAGAGCUCUGCUACGGGCGGGCACUGAGCGGCUGCUGCGGGGAGGUAUCCAGGAGCUACUGCGGCCGCGACAUGAAGGGAACUCCCCUGGCCUGGCGCGCGACUUCAGCCUCUCUCAAAAUCGGGGCACGGUCAUCGUGGAGCGCUGGUGGAAGGUACCGCUGGCCGGGGAGGGCCGGAAGCCGCGCCUGCGCCGGCGACAUCGCGUCUAUAAGCUGGUGGAGGACACGAAGCAUCGGCCCAAGGAAAACCUGGAGCUCAUCCUCACGCAGUCGGUGGAGAAUAUUGGAGUCCGGGGUGACCUGGUGUCAGUGAGGAAAUCUUUGGGCCGGAAUCGACUCCUUCCUGAGGGACUGGCUGUAUAUGCAUCCCCUGAAAAUAAGAAGCUGUUUGAAGAGGAGAAAUUGCUGAGACAAGAAGGAAAAUUAGAGAAGCUCCAGACCAAGGCAGGUGAAGCGACAGUGAAAUUUCUAAAAAGCUGUCGCCUGGAGGUAGGAAUGAAGAACAAUGUCAAAUGGGAGCUGAACCCUGAAAUAGUUGCCCGCCACUUCUUCAAGAAUCUUGGUGUUGUGGUUGCCCCACAUACAUUAAAGUUACCAGAAGAGCCUAUCACACGGUGGGGCGAGUAUUGGUGUGAGGUGACGGUGACGGCAGCUAGGAACAAGGCCGACAGAGACAAGGCAGAUAAAAAUAAUACAACCCCUGCUUUGGUCUGGGCUUCUGUUGCUAUGGUGAUGUUGACACGUAACGCACAGCUUUCAAUAUCAUUUCAGGAAUCAUUCUGCCUGAAAAACUUGUGGUGGCCUCAAUGGCAUAGCCUGGCUUGAAGUUGAGGCAGGAAUGGGAAAGUGCCCAAUCCAAGAUGCAAGGAGGGAAACUGCUCCCACCCCUUCCAGAAGCAAUGGAAACAUCUCUCCUCUCACCACCAAGGUCACACGGGAAAGGCCACCAGCAGGAACAUCAUCUUGAUGCUAAUGGUCCCCUCCCCAUCUCCCUGUUGCCAUCUUUACCCCUGAACUACGGUACUCCCACUUCCACUCUCUUAAUCCAUUCCACUACAUUAAGAAGCUUCCUGAUACUGACAUGACAAAUCAACUCUGGGCCUCUCUUCACAGUCCCUAAUUCCCCAAAACAGUAUAGGAAAAACUAAACAUUUGCAUUAAACUUCUCUUUUAAAUUC